CGAGCCGAAGAAGCCAUCACCGCCGCGACCUCACAAAAGGCGGCACUCGCGGCCGCCAUCGAUGCCGCUGAGCACUACAUGAGGGCCUUGCGCCUUGCAUCCCCCAAUGACAAAAAGAACUUAGAUUCCAAAUGCAAGGAACUCAUAACUCGAGCCGAAGCGAUCAAAUCCGCUACCGACUGGCGAUCAGCCGCCCAACCAAAAGCUGCUACACCUAAAUUGCGGCUCCCCACAUCCACGCGAAAGCUCACCACCCGUGAAGAAAUUAUUAUUCUUGAAGGUGCAAAGCUCAAUGGCUUUAUCUUCCCACCAUGGAGCCGCCCACCGGCUCCGACAGAAUUCGUAGCAUAUGACGAAAAUGUCCACUUUACGGACACACCAGACUUGCACCUCUCACAAUGUCAACGCGAUAUAUUUGCCGGUUGGAAAAGACCUGCAGAUCUCCUGCUUGCCAGUGAGCAACUCAAUGGCGCUGAGCCGGUCAUGUCGGUGACAGGGAUGACCGAUCUAGUACAAGAUGUACUCACAGAUUGUUCUGUGGUUGCUAGCCUAUGCGCUACCACCUCCCGAUCAGAACGGGGGCUAGGGAAGCAUGCGUCCCCCGCCAUGUACCCCUGCGAAGGAGAUCCUACCAGCCCGACUCUUUCACCCACUGGGAAAUACAUCUUCUCAUUCUAUUUUAAUGGCUCGUUUAGAAAAGUAGUCAUAGAUGACCGCUUGCCAUCCUCCAAAACAUCCCGGUCGCUUCAUGUGAUCGACCGGAAGAACCCCAAUUUCCUAUGGCCUGCGCUUGUCGAAAAAGCUUACCUGAAAGUGCGCGGUGGUUAUGAUUUCCCCGGAAGCAAUUCAGGGACCGACUUGUGGGUGCUGACCGGUUGGAUUCCCGAGCAAGUCUUUUUGCAUAACGAAGAUGCCACGUCGGACGAGAUCUGGGGCCGCUUGUUCAAGGCAUUUUCAUAUGGCGAUGUGGUGCUGACUAUUGGCACUGGAAGAUUAACUGAGCUGGAACAGCAAGGCCUGGGGUUGGUGAGCGAGCAUGACUAUGCGAUUCUGGACAUGAAGGAGGCCCAAGGGCGUCGCCAGUUCCUCUUGAAGAAUCCAUGGGCUGGUGCGGAGCCUGCAAGCAUGCGGGCCAGUCUAGAUCAUCUACCGUCUCCUCUAUCGCCAGGGACAUUCUGGAUGGAUUGUGAAGAAGUCCUACAGAACUUCGAAAAUCUCUAUCUGAACUGGAACCCUGGGCUGUUCAAACAUCGACAGGAUAUUCACUUUACAUGGGAUCUUUCCCAUGGGCCGAGUCUGGGGGGCACCGUGUGGCUCCUCCUUGGCAAACAUUUCAAAACCGACCACCAUCACUUCAUGAAAGACACCGAUCCUAAAGACGGGGAAUUGGGCUUCAUUAGUAUUUACAUUUUCCAGGCUGACGGCAAACGUGUAUCUCUCACUGACGGGGCACUUCAUCGGGGACCGUAUGUCGACUCUCCAAACACACUGAUGAGACUCGAGAUGCCGCCAAAGACAACAUAUACUGCUGUGAUCUCGGAGCAAUCGCUGCCUUCCUCGACUCAAAACUUCACUCUGUCCGCUUUCUCAACUCAUUUUGUAUCUCUAGCGCCGUCCCGAGACAAGUACAUGUGCCUAAGCAAGGCAGUCGGUUCCUGGACUUCCUUGACAGCCGGUGGAAACGCAGAGUCAGCUCGGUACUCAUUCAACCCUCAAUUUAGCUUGAAGGUAUCCGAAAAGACGGACAUAUCUAUCCUCCUAGAAUCAGACGAAGCCGAACUCGCAAUCCACGUGAAGAUUUUCUGGUCAAAUGGCCAGCGCGUUUCGAGAGUGCGCAAUCGAGAUAUCAUAGCCGACAGUGGUGACUACCGUCGCGGGUGUGCUCUGGCCGAGACCAAGUCCCUUGGGAAGGGGGUAUACACCCUCGUGUGCUCGACCUUCGCACCAGACCAGAUUGGUCGUUUCACUCUAUGGAUCUCAUCUGACAUACCCUGCACCGUGCAGUCCUUAGCUUCCGAAUCUGCCGGUCGUCGAGUGGCCUUAUCUGACGUUGGCGUUCUCCACCCCGGGAAAGAUAGGAUGAUGGCUUCUCUGCAGACAUCUCGUUUAACCCGACUCAAGCUCGUUGCGAGAAAUAAACUAUCGAAGAUUGGAUCUCGUUCCGUUGCGCCGUCGCCGGUAUUGAUGACUGUGGAGCUCGGUCAGGGCCCAUAUAAAGAAAUCCUGGCUGCUUCAGAAGAUGGAAGCUAUUGCGAUGCUGCAUCAGGAGUGCGAGUUGAAGACUUUGAUUUAUCCCCGAGUCUAGAAUUUCAAAACCAGGUGUGGAUUGUUAUUGAGCGGGUUGGAGGCCCGGGAGGACAAGUUGAGGAUCAUUUUGAAGUGGAAGUGUUGUCAGAGGAGCGGGUUGAUGUAGGGGGGGUGGAUUGUCGAGGAUCCAUGAGCACGGUUCAUCUACAAUAUGGUAUCUGCAUGCCUCACCUGGGCAUGCUGGCAUACUGA
Molecule: messenger RNA, 2499 nt
Organism: Penicillium waksmanii
Lineage: Eukaryota; Fungi; Ascomycota; Eurotiomycetes; Eurotiales; Aspergillaceae
Product: calpain-like protease PalBory
Exons: 4
Biological process (GO): proteolysis
Molecular function (GO): calcium-dependent cysteine-type endopeptidase activity
Source: RefSeq, a predicted model, not a curated record